This is a messenger RNA of Lachnellula hyalina, 3261 nucleotides long. RefSeq names its product Ribosome biogenesis protein (gene NOC1). NCBI's taxonomy places the organism in Eukaryota, Fungi, Ascomycota, Leotiomycetes, Helotiales, Lachnaceae. Gene Ontology annotation, cellular component: nucleus. The record is from RefSeq and is a predicted model, not a curated record. The transcript has 3 exons. The coding region runs from base 1 to 3261 and encodes 1086 amino acids.
AUGGCCAAGAAAUCGAAAAGCGCAAAGAGCGCAAAGAUGGCGGCAGGUUCAGAUGGCGAUAAACUUCCCAGCUUCGACGAGAAUGCACUAUUGGCCUUGACUACGAAGAUUGACCAGGGGCUUGGAAAUGGCGAGCCUCGAAAGGCAGCGGAUGUACCAACUACGAAGCAGAAAAAAGGAAAAUCCAGCAAUGGAGUUGCAGAACCUAAGAAAUCGGAUGCACCAGAGGCUGCAAGAGGCACAAAACGAGACGCACACGGGAAGCCCAAAACUAAUGGCAAAGCGAAUGGCCAGAAGCAACAGUCGAGCAACACAAGUGGAGACAAACGUGCGGAGAGAGAAGCUUUGCUACAAGAAAUACUAGCUUUGGAUGGAACCAAGGAAGACUUAGAUCUCGUGGCAGAUGCCGAUUCGGAUGAAGAAGAAAACCAGAGCCCAGAUGCUCCUCCAGACAAGGCAUUGAAAAAGGAAUUAGCAAAAUUUGUUACUAGCCUUGGUAUUGAGGGACAGGCCGGUGGGGACGUCGAUGAGUCUGAGGAGGAAGUAGAGGAUGACGGAGGUGAAGAUAGCUGGGAGGAAGCAUCAGAGUCCGAAGCAUCUGAAAAACCUGCGCAGUCAAAGCCAGCUAAAGAGCAGGCUGCCCCGGCUCCUCUGAAAGCGCCCGAGUCAAAGGACCCAAAUCGUCUGAUUUUUGAAGCAAGACCAGACUGGCAUGCUGCCUCUUUGCCUCCUCUACCAUCGGGAAAGAUACUUUUCAAUAGCACCGCAAAAUACAGCAGUGCUAUCACAAAUUUAAAAGCUCACGCUAUGUCUCUUCUCGAACAAGAUAGCAGUCUCUACGCUUCAAAACAUAUGUCAUCUACCUCAUCUCAUCGAUUUUUGGCUACAAUCAUGUCAUCCGGUACAUUAUCUGAUAAAGUGUCUGCAUUGACAUUGGUCGUUCAAGAAUCACCCGUCCAUACCAAACAGUCUUUUGAAAGUCUGUUGACUUUGGCAAAGAAACGAAGUAGAGGACAGGCUGUUAAUGCAUUAGGUGCUUUAAAGGAUUUGCUUGGAAAUGGUGUCGUACUACCUGCGGAUCGACGCCUUCGGUCAUUUGCAAAUCAGCCAGGGCUGCUCACUACAUUGCAAGAGGAUACUAUCUUCAGUUGGAAUUCUGCCCAAAGACUGCCAGGUGACAUUACCAAGGCUCAUUUGGUUUCUUGGGCCUAUGAGGAUUGGCUGAAGGACUCUUAUUUUGACAUGCUCAAGGUUUUGGAGGGAUGGUGCAAUGAUGAAGUGGAAUACGCUCGAUCAAGAGCUGUAUCUUACGUCUAUGAACUCUUAAAAGAGAAGCCCGAACAAGAGGCAAACUUGCUUCGACUUUUGGUCAACAAACUUGGAGAUCCUGAGAAGAAGAUUUCAUCCCGGACGUCUCAUCUACUCCUUCAAUUACAGACCUCGCAUCCUCUAAUGAAGCCAAUCAUUGUUCGGUCCAUAGAGACUGAGUUGUUACUCCGUCCAGGGCAAAGCUCACAUGCAAAAUACUUCGCCAUUAACACUCUGAACCAAACCAUCUUGAGUGGGAAGGAGGAAGAGGUUGCUAAAAAGCUACUCGAUAUUUAUUUCGAGCUCUUUGUGUCUCUGCUGAAGAAACCCGAGCCAAAACCUGUUCAAGCUGGCCCCGUGCUCAAUAAAAAGGGUCAAGUUCAAGGUGGAGGAGCAGAGGGAGGGAAAAAGGCAAAAGCGAAGGCUGCCAAAGAAGAGGAUGCUAAAUUGACCAGCGAAGAGACCACCGAAAAGAUGAUCUCGGCUGUCCUGACGGGUGUGAAUCGUGCUUUUCCCUUUUCGAAAUCUGACGAUCAUAGUCUCGAGAAGCACAUGGAUACUCUGUUCAGGAUUACACACUCUUCAAACUUCAACACCAGCAUCCAGGCUCUGAUGCUGAUAGAGCAGCUUUCCACUUCAAAGCACCUCGCAACAGACAGGUUCUACAGAACUCUCUACGAAUCACUACUUGACCCCCGCCUGGUCACAUCCUCCAAGCACGCCUUAUACCUCAAUCUUCUAUUCCGAGCUCUGAGAUCCGACCUUAAUAUUAGGCGGGUAAAGGCAUUUGCUAAAAGACUACUACAAAUCGUCACCCUCCACCAACCCCCCUUCAUCUGCGGUGUCAUCUACCUCAUAAAAGAACUCGAAACCACCUUCCCGGGCCUGAAAUCCCUCCUCAACGACCCCGAAACAGCCGACGAAGACGAAGAAGAAACCUUCCGCGACGUCGUCUCAGACGAUGAAGACGGCCCGAUCCUACCAGCAAAACCAUCCAAGCACGCUGAUCUAUACGAUGGCCGGAAACGCGAUCCCGAGCAUAGCAAUGCCGACAAGAGCUGUCUCUGGGAAUCUAUUCCCUUCCUCGUGCAUUUCCAUCCGUCCGUCUCACUCUUCGCUUCGCGCCUCGUAAAUAACGAAACCCUGCCCCCGAAGCCAGAUCUCACAUCCCACACGCUCGCCGCUUUCCUCGACCGCUUCGUAUACCGCAAUGCGAAGACGGCGACUGCUGGGCCGCGCGGUAGUUCCAUCAUGCAGCCUCUGGCGGGCGGUGACAACAAGGGGAUUUUGCUAUCUAAUAAGACCAAUCAAGGUUCUGUUCAGCCUGUCAAUAGCGAGUCAUUUUGGCGGAAGAAGGCCGAGGAUGUGGCUGUCGAUGAAGUGUUCUUUCAUAAAUACUUCACGCAGGUCGGAAAGGGGAAGAUGGAUAGGAAGAAGAAGGCCAAGAAGAGUGAUGGGGAUGAGGGAGAUGAGGAGAACGACGAGGAUGAGAUUUGGCAGGCGCUUGUGGAGAGUCGGCCUGAGGUGGAGGGCGGUAGUGAUGGGGAUUCGGAGAUGUUGGAUUUCGAUGAUGAGGAUAUGGAUUCCAUGUCCGAGUCUGGGGACGACGAGGUUGAUAUCGAGUCCAGCGGUGGUGAGGAAGUCGACAUCGAGUCCGACGGCGACGAAAGCGGUGCUCCUGUCGUUGGCGAUGCACAGGAAGGCUCUUCAGACGAGGACGGUGCGUUUGCAGAGGACCCCGAAUCCGGCAGUGAGGCUGAAGAGGGCUCGGAGGACGAAGCGGAGCUCUUUGCAAAGGAGCUGCAGACUGCCAAGCCAGCAGAGGAGAGCAAGGAGAAAGACACGAGCAGGUCGCGGAAGCGCAAGAUGAAGAGCUUGCCUACUUUUGCUUCGGUCGACGAUUACGCCGAGAUGCUGGAUAAUGACGAGGAUGAGGAUUUCGGUGUAGAAUAG